Messenger RNA from Epithele typhae, 1059 nucleotides. RefSeq lists its product as uncharacterized. Lineage: Eukaryota; Fungi; Basidiomycota; Agaricomycetes; Polyporales; Epitheliaceae. Gene Ontology annotation, molecular function: mRNA binding; metal ion binding. Gene Ontology annotation, cellular component: cytosol. The record is from RefSeq and is a predicted model, not a curated record. Gene Ontology annotation, biological process: cytoplasmic translation. The transcript is spliced from 7 exons. Bases 1 to 1059 code for a protein of 352 amino acids.
AUGCCGCCGAAGAAGCAGCCCCAGGGAGGGUCUAGCAGCAAGCAGAAGGACGACAAGACCUUCGGCAUGAAGAACAAAAACCGGUCGGCGAAGGUGCAGAAGCAGGUCGCGAUGAUCGAGAAGCAGCAGUCGAUGGCGGGCAAGUCGCGCGCGACGCUCGAGAAGGAGAAGGAGAAGGAGAUGCGCGAGAAGCAAAAGCUGGAGGAGGAGAAGCGGAAGCGGGAGGAGGCCGCGCUCUUCAAGCCGGUGCAGGUGCAGAAGGUGCCGUUCGGCGUCGACCCGAAGACGGUGCUGUGCGCGUUCUUCAAGGCGGGGACGUGCGAGAAGGGGACCAAGUGCAAGUUCAGCCACGACGUGAACGUGAACCGGAAGGUGGAGAAGAAGAACUUGUACGAGGACAACCGGGACGACAAGCUCACAGACACGAUGGAGUCCUGGGACGAAGAGAAGCUCCGAACAGUCGUGCUCUCGAAGACCGGAAACCCUCGCACGACCACAGAUAUCGUAUGCAAGUUCUUUAUCCAAGCGAUCGAGUCGGAGAAGUACGGGUGGUUCUGGGAAUGUCCAAACGGUGACAACUGCCACUACCGUCACGCUCUGCCGCCCGGUUUCGUCCUCAAAUCACAGAAGAAGGCGAUUGAGGACGCUGAGAAGGCGAACGCGAUUAGUUUGGAGGAGUUCCUGGAAGUCGAGCGCCACAAACUUGGACCAAACCUCACACCAGUUACGCCCGAGUCAUUCGCAAAGUGGAAACAGACGCGGAUGAACAAGAAGCAGGCGGCAGAGGAGGCAAUGAAGAAGGCCAAGGAUGAUCGACACGCAGCAGGCAAAAACAGCGGAAUGAGUGGACGAGAUCUGUUCACUUACAACCCCGAGUGGUUCGAAGACGAGGAGGAAGCAGACGAAGAGGAGUGGGACUUGGAGAUGUACCGGAAACAGAAAGAAGAGGAGGACCUGAAGGCAGAGGAGGAGCGCAUUCGCAAUCUGUCGCUCAACGGCGGCGAUUCAAGCUCCUCAACCUCUGUCGCUGCCGACGACGCCGACGGCGGAACGGAGUGA